UGUGGGCAGUGUCCGCUCAGUCAGCGCUGACGGAGUUUCCGGCGGUGUCCCCGCGCGCUGUGGUCACGUGCUGCGCGCUGUGGCUGUGGCUGAGGCUGAGGCGGGAGCGGCGCAGAGGACGAGGCGAUGGGGCUGAAGGUGUUCGUGGAAUAUUGUGGUGCCUGAGGCUACGAGCCCCGCUAUCAGAAACUUGCCAUCGUCAUAAAAGAUGAGUUUCCUGAUGCGGAUGUUUCUGGAAAAGUUGGGAGAACAGGCAGCUUUGAAAUCGAAAUCAAUGGCCAACUGAUUUUCUCCAAGCUGGAAACUGGGGGCUUCCCUUAUGAAAAUGAUAUUUCUGAAGCAGUACAGAAAGCCAACAAUGGCGAGGAAUUGCAGAAAAUCGAGAACAGCCGUCCUCCUUGUGUCAUCCUGUAGCUGCCCAAACUGUACCUUCUCUUCAGCUGGAGUACAAAAGGGAUCCUGUUAGUUUGCUGCCACUGCGCCUUAUUCCUGGAAUCGUAAUGUGCUUUACUGUGCAACCUGGUGAGACCUGGGCACGUCUGUGAUCAGUUCCCACCGGGUCUUGCACUCUGCUAUCUUAAAACUAAUGAUGUUAGUCGAUUAUAUCAGUGCUACAUUGAUUUAUUAUCCAGUCGUCAUACCUUUCAAACGAAAGGGAGAGUUUCCUCUUUUUCCUUCCCUCUACUCAUAACGUGUAUUCUUUUCUCUCACUGAUUACUAGUUCUUCCCUGAGCUGUGCAGUCUUGAGGACUGCAGCAAGUGCUGUGGGCACUGAGAUUGGGCCUCCCGAUGGCACUGUUGAGAUCACGGAAUCUGAGCGCCUGGUGUUGGUACUCAGUCAGCUGUUCACCUCACACGUGGGUCCUGACAUAGAGUUGUGUGUUACAGGCACACGCUCUGGGCACAGAGUGGUGUUUCAUUGGCUAACACCUGCGUUACCAGCAUGGCACUGUGCACAGAGCUGUGUUAGUGACUAGCAAACUUAACUGUUACGUUCUCCAGCUUUAUUUCUAACUGAGCUCAUUACAUUUAUCAGAAUAUCAACUGUUCCUUCUUUUCCUGGGCUUAUUCGCUUGUCUUUCCUCCCAACACGAAAGGUGCUAUACAAAUGUAAUUAUGAUACUCCCUCGCCGAGAACUUCCAGUAGGCGCAGUGGCUAUUUCUUUGCAAAAGAGUUGUUCACAGGCUGGAAAUGCCAACUUGUCGAGUCUGAGGAAUCCAGUUCUGUUGAUGAAUAUUUUAACUAAAAACUCAAUGGUUAAAUUAUGAAAAAGGAAAAGAACCAGUUUCUCAGAUGAAGGCGAAUUUGCAAUUUUGGUUUUAUUAUUUUUCUCUUUUAAAAAUGAGUAAAUAAAUAAUGUAGUGCUU
This is a messenger RNA of Callorhinchus milii (elephant shark), 1368 nucleotides long. RefSeq names its product selenoprotein W, 2a (gene selenow2a). Gene Ontology annotation, biological process: positive regulation of filopodium assembly; negative regulation of apoptotic process. The record is from RefSeq and is a predicted model, not a curated record. The transcript has 4 exons. NCBI's taxonomy places the organism in Eukaryota, Metazoa, Chordata, Chondrichthyes, Chimaeriformes, Callorhinchidae.